Messenger RNA from Podarcis lilfordi (Lilford's wall lizard), 3894 nucleotides. NCBI's taxonomy places the organism in Eukaryota, Metazoa, Chordata, Lepidosauria, Squamata, Lacertidae. The record is from the annotation of a GenBank genome assembly.
UGCAGAACGAUGGAGUAUAAAAACUCAAACCUCACUGGCCUAUAGCUGUUGGCAGGGUUUUGCUGAUUGCACACACACAUAUAACACCAUGGCCUCCUCCUCUCUGCUUCUGGUUUGCUUGGCUGCAAUGGUGUACAUCACUGAAGCUACGCCACUGGUAAGUAUUGCAUUAGUGGUACAGCAGUUUCUCGGGCAGGGGGGAGUACAAUCUUCUUGCAAGCUUAUUACCAAAUUUGUACCACAUAUGCUGAUCCAUGGUGAACUGUCCAUAUCUUCUGAUGGCUGCAUCGUUUACCAAGGUACUUUAGAAUGGCUUUCAGGUUGCUGGAGACACAUUCUAUUUGUGAAAUAAUACGUACCAAACUGCUAACAACUGGUAAUUUAAUCAUGCUGAAGAAAUUAAAAUAGUAGCCCAAGAUAUUGUCACAUGCCUGCCACAGUGUGAUACAUGGCUGUCUCUUAGGAAUUGCAGACCAUUUCACGUUUCAAGAUAUCGGUUGUUUGGAGGAAAGGUACCCAUAAAUUCCAAUGUUUCUUACUAUACAAUGCAGAAAAUUUUAGCACAUGCCAUUUAUAGUUAGAAAACUAGAUCUGUUAGUUAAGUUUGUCAUUAAAAAAAUAAUAGCUCUCUAUUUGUUCUUCAUAUAUGCAUAGUCUAAAUGUAUGUUACCAUAAAAUCUUACAAGGCUAUUGCUGUUGGUGCAAUUCUGUUCAUACAUGUCUACUCAGAAGUAAGUCCCAUUGAGUUCAAGGGGAUUUACGCACAGGUAAGUGUUUGUAAGAGGUCUGUUCCGUUUUACUACACUAUUCAUUAUUUUUUAUCAUUAUUUAAAAACAUGCAAUAUGUCACCAUAUACAGCAAAUGCCUCAAGGCAAUUUGUGACAGUGGCAAAUCUGAUAAUUAUUUGCAGCUCAUCUGCUUACUCUGUAAAAUGAAAAUCAUUUUUACUUUUAUUUACAGUGAGUUGUAAAGUUUGAUUCUCAAUUGACUACAGUUAAUAAUUAAAAAUUAAUAGUGCAAUGCUCAAAUGUAUGUCAACUUCAAGAAUAUUGCUGUGCUAGCUGAAUAUUCAUUAAUAAUGAUAGACCCACUGAACCUUUAAAUCAGAGUAAAGUGUGGAGGGAGGAAUAAGAGGAAUAUCUGUUAAAAGCAAAGCUUGAACUGGCAUAACAUUUUCUUUUGUGCUUGCUUUUAAAUACUCUUAACAGACCAUUUCUCAAAGCUGCAUCCCAUGUCUAUGUGUAUAUAAAUGAUGUUUGCAGUAACUCCUAGCCCAAGUUAAUUUGUUUGUUUGUUUGACAGCUCUUGGAUGUGUACAGGCUGUUGAAGAAUUUGUAAUGUGUUCCUUAUGCCCAUGAAAUAGGCUAUGGACCACAGAAACUCUGAUAGAUAUUUUCUUCUGCCAGGUCAAGGUUUCCCAUGGCUCCAUUGACUCAAAGUGUCCUCUUAUGGUGAAAGUCCUGGAUGCAGUUAAAGGAAGACCAGCUACCAGCCUACUGGUAAAAGUGUCCAAAAGAGCUGAAGAUGGCACCUGGAAGGAGUUUGCUACUGGGUAAGUUGCUCUGCAUGCAAAGUGCCUUGAGAAGCAAAUCAGCCUUGCUGAGACGGCACCUCCAAAUUGUGUGAACCCACACCACUACCACCAACCAAGUUUCUGUUCCAAGCCUCUCUGUUAUUUCCAAGGCUUUAUACAGAUAAUAUAUGUUUACUCACAGCAACAGGAACAACUUUCGGCCUUAUCACUGUGGGAGCACCAUCACACCCAUCCUGUAUUUGUAAAGUGAACUUAUUUGUUACAUGACCUACCACAGAACGCCUUCCUAGGAACAUGACUAGUACUAUAGUCUGCAUUUGAAAGCCAUAUGUCUCUGCAGCUAUGAAGACUAGAUGCUUGCUCUCUUAAAAAGAAUCAAAACUAACCUUUUCAAUAUCCUCACAGGAAGCUAGUAUGGAGACAGGGCUGCAAACUGCUCACCCACUCUAGAACACCUAGAGCCUUGUCAGCUGAUAAGAGGGAGAUGCAGUGCUUUUCUUCUAGUAAAAAAAGGUGCCAGUACUGCGCAUAUCCCUGACAUCUGGCUAGUUAUGAAAUGAAGGUGAAUGAAUUUCCAAGGGAACUUUGAAUUGCAACUUAAAGCAGUCUUAUACAUGACUACACAGAAGUCUUGUUGAGAAAAUCUGGUGCUCCAUAAGAGCCCCAACCCACUUCUUGUAUGGGAAAAAAAUGUACAUAAAAAGAUACCAUCCUUACUACUUUUACGCACCUGUAUUACAGGGAAACAAAUGAAUUUGGGGAAAUCCAUGAGCUUACAACAGAUGAACAAUUUACAGAAGGCUUGUACAAGGUCCAGUUUGACACCAAUACAUACUGGAAGGCAGCUGGCGUUGCUCCAUUUCAUGAAUAUGCUGAUGUGAGUAUUUGGGUCGUCGUCGUCGUCGUCCCCCCCCCCAAUAAUGCAAACCACUGGCAGAGUUUUUAAAAUCCCACAAUAUAGUAAGUUUUCGGAGUCAAAUAUUAUCAUGGGACCAAUUGAUUGGGUAAUUACUGCUAUCGACUAUGCAGCAGGACUGGGGAGAGAAGAGGAUGCAAGCUGAAGGUUUUAGUAUGUGUAGACUACAGGAGUGGCUGCAUUUUAAGUGUCCGAUCCCCUAAACAAGCCACAUCCAAAUCUGCCCUUAAAUCUAUCAGAACUUCACCCUGUACAAAAACCAUAAAUCUUGCAUUUUUAUACAUGAACCUCCAGCUGAACUAGAAGUAUACUUUCCUUAAACAGUGAACAAACUUUUUAAAAAAAUUAAAACAAUUUUACAAUCCAACUUCUGUUGGUUAGACAUUGUAAGCUUACAGGCUUACCUUAACUUUCUCACACAUGCAUAAGGAAAGGCUCAGUGCCUGAAAAAUGUAGACAAAUUAGGCCAUCAUGACUUAACAAGUGGAUUCUGCCAAAUCAAUUUUUCUGCUGGUUCUCAAAGUGCAAAACAUUAGGAAAGCCCCCAAGUCAUAAUAUCCUUUGCAUUGCAUAAUAUUCCUGCGUUGCAGGGGGUUGGACUAGAUGACCCUUGGGUCCCUUCCAGCUCUAAGAUUCUAAGGUGCUUCUUGUUAACCAGCAUAAAUAUUUUUAGUGCCUCUCUAAUUUCACAUGCAUCUUUAGAAAGAAACAAUAUGUAUAUUGGUUAAAGCUGUGCACUCCUUAAAACUUCUAUAAAAACAACUUGUUUUUUUGUGCAAUGCAUUCAGUGGUUUUUAAUUAACUAACCACAUAAAAAGCAUAUCUUCACCGAUCAAUGACAAGAUGAUUCUCAGCACUAAAAAGUCGCUUUAAAUUUUGCAACCAAAUUUAGCAUGCUUAUGGAGUCACCGUAUCACACUGAAUGUCUUCCGGCAUUUUCAUUAACUUCUUAACUGAAAUCUAAACAAAGCUGUCCCUACCCAAUGAUUAUUUCUCAAGUACAUGUAUGUGCACAUAAUGAUUCCCAAAUUGCAAAGUCAUUGCCAUUCAUUUUAACAGGUGAAGUCAAUCUUUUUUGGUAUACAGAUGUGUUCCUUCUAUUGAAAUGAAUUGGCCUGUCCAAGGAUACCAGACAAAUCAGAGCACUUGGACAGUUUGUAGGCAACUUAUGAUGAAUCAAUAUUUUUAAUACAGGUUUUUACAGAAAAAAAGCAUUGUAUGACCAACUUAAGUAUUUUCCUCUUGCAGGUGGUUUUUACUGCUAACGAUUCUGGUCAUCGCCAUUACACCAUUGCUGCUCUUCUUAGUCCCUAUUCUUAUUCAACCACAGCUGUUGUCAGCGACCCAAAGGAAUGACAUCAUACUUUAUUCUCACAACAUUCUCUCUACUAUUCCACUUUUGUAGGAUUAUAUUAGAGGCAGCAGUUAAUUUGCAUAACCCAU